AUGAAGUCAUCAGGCAUUCUUCUGCUUUUGAUCAGCAUGUCUUAUUUGUUCCUUUUUGUAGAGGCUGUAAGCCAAGGAGGCUCCCAGGUCUUUUGCAGCAACUAUGAGAAACUAACUGCGGAUGGAAAAUCCUGUCCCAAGAUCCACAAACCCAUGUGUGGUACUGAUGGACAAACUUACAAGAAUCCUUGUGAAUUCUGCAAAAUUGCAAAGGAACAGAAAGGGAAACUUGGUUUCAAACAUGGUGGAAAAUGUUGA
Molecule: messenger RNA, 258 nt
Organism: Sorex fumeus (smoky shrew)
Lineage: Eukaryota; Metazoa; Chordata; Mammalia; Eulipotyphla; Soricidae
Product: serine protease inhibitor Kazal-type 12-like
Exons: 4
Coding region: 1-258 (85 amino acids)
Molecular function (GO): protein binding
Source: RefSeq, a predicted model, not a curated record